UCACUCAGACUCAGGAAAGCGAGAUGCAAGCCCCCGAGAAACCCGACUUACGAAGAAAUUCCAAAGUCUUGUAAGAAAUAUGUGGUUAAUAAAUUGGAGGAGGAAAUUAAAAAAGCCCAGAAGCUUGAAGACCUUCUUGUCCACCUACUUUCAACCGAAUUGAUUGCAGACAAAGAUCUGCCUAAACUUGCCCCGAUGUGUGUGUAUAUUGACUCCGGUAAUCACAGAGAAAGAGUCAAAAUGUGGGGUUUCUUUUGGUAUAGGGUGCAAACGAAGGCCUGCAUUCAGCAGAAGGUUCAGGCCUUGCAGAUUUCAUCAAAGCUACUUCUAUCUUCCGAGGAUGAAGCAAAACAUGCCAACCCCAAUAUGAAGUUAUCCAAAUCUGCAAAGUCCGAUAAUGACAGGACCACCGAACCCUCGUCAACCGAAAUGCGUUCCCAACAAACACCACCAACAUACGAAGAGAGUACACAGGAUGUGAUGAAGAAAUACGCAAAGCAAGUGGAGCAAGCCAAGACCCCCGAGGACCUGUUGGAACCACUUUUGUCAGGCAUAAGUAUCCAUGAAAAACGAAAGCUGAUUCAAAAUGUUCCAGAUGUAACUCGGCUUGAAAAUGUAAACUUCGACGAGCUUGCUCAAAGGGUAGUCUACCGCUACCAUUUACUCAACACAUCAUCGGACCGAGACUGGUGCAAAGAACUGAUUACGCUGGAUAUCACGCUGCGAUGGAUUGUCCAGCGCAGAAUAUGGCUUGAGCAAGAAGCCAAAGCCCUACAGACAUGUCAAACUGAGUAUAUGUCAAACUCGGAUUUAUAUAAGCUCGAUGCCUAUGAAAAGCAGAUCAAAUCCCUCAACUCAAGAUACUGGGAUAGUCAUAGAGAACACUGGGCCAAGUCAGACGGAAUAUGGAGCAUGUUGGCGAGCCGAGCAACGAAAAGGCAGGGAAAACACGCGGAUUGGUAUCUCUCGGGUGUGCUUCGUGAAGACGGUGCAAAUCGAGGGGGAUGUUGUGGACAGAUGUGGAUGUUGCGAGAGGCCACGAAUGACUAUGGGGUCUGUGGUCGAGGCCACUGUACCACAGCAUGCAGUUGCUACCUCAAGGCUCACAAUAUUGACGGCGAAAAACUGGAGAUGAAAGACGUGAAUGAAGUUCACUUCACAUCUCUUAAUAGCCUAGCCACGCUUUGCGACUACUCAAGGGAUAUAUCUUCUAUUUGA
Penicillium hordei is the source of this 1218-nucleotide messenger RNA. RefSeq lists its product as uncharacterized. The annotation marks the transcript as partial. The transcript is spliced from 5 exons. The record is from RefSeq and is a predicted model, not a curated record. NCBI's taxonomy places the organism in Eukaryota, Fungi, Ascomycota, Eurotiomycetes, Eurotiales, Aspergillaceae.